Messenger RNA from Danio rerio (zebrafish), 5750 nucleotides. NCBI's taxonomy places the organism in Eukaryota, Metazoa, Chordata, Actinopteri, Cypriniformes, Danionidae. The record is from RefSeq and is a predicted model, not a curated record.
AAACGGCUGUGCUUGUAUUUCUAAACAUAAUCGGGGUCGGGCUUUUGUUGAUGGUUUCAAUUUUAUUUAAAACUUUAGCAUUCAUGUAGCUGCUUUUGUCCCCGAGACAUCCAAAGACAGAAAUGCGAACCACAGCUAAAUGUUUACACAUUUCACUACAUAUAAGUAUUGUAAAUGGCUUCGUAGUAAACAAAUGGAGGAAUACUUUCGCAUAUAGAGAUGUAAAUUUAUUUCUGUGCUAGCGCUUAUCUUUCACGUGCAUGAGCUUGCAGAUAAACUCACUGCGGUUUAUCAUAAGUAUCUUAUUGGUCAUUUUUCCCACAGUUGGCAUUAAUAAUGAGCAUAGAAAUGUUAUCUGAAUAACAACUAGUACCUAAAUGGGUCUGGAAAAAUAUUCAAAGGCUUUUAUUUUAAUAAACAAUGCGGAUUUGUAUGCAUCUGAAUGUUUUGAUUGGCUGGAUAAGACGUCUCAUGUCUUUCCAGAAAUGUUCCUUUUGCAACAUUACCGAAAUUACCAGUAAAGUUACAACUUCUCUUUCCUGACAAUUGCCGGAACAAAUUUACUGGUAUUUUCAAAAAGAGCCCAUUCACACAUUAUCCCUUUCUGAAAAACACAUCCAUAGGAACAAAAAUACUAUGGAAGUCAAUAGCCCCUUUCACACAUAUAGACCUUUCUGGAGAAUUACUGGCAAUUUUCUGGAAAGAGAUCAUGUGUAAACAGCCCCUUUUUGAAAAUACCUGUAAAUUAGUUUCAUCAAUUUUCAGGAAAGGGAAGUUGUAACAUUACCGGUAAUUUGCCGGAAUGCUGAUCUGUGUGAAGGUUGUUGCUAGAUCUGAUACUGUUGUCGCUGGAAGUUAAUGAGAAUUAUUUAUAUUAUUUAUUAAAUUUCCCAUUUAUUGUGUUUUAUUAACGUCUUCCCUGACGUCUUCCAUAAACCCAACUGUCACAGUAUUGUAAAGAUAUUAAUUAUUGUUAUACAGUGUCAUAAAAAAUGCUGCUAUAUUGAUGUGCAUACCGCACUUCUGGCUGGCCGCGUGUCCAAUCUAGACUCUACCUUGUGUGAACCAAUGACGGGUGUGAAUACAGUAGAAAAAUUGCCAGAAUGAGCGUGUUGGCGUUUAGAUGGCACUCUUGUUAGACAUCUACUCCAGCCAAUCAGAACAUUCAGACGCUGUCACAUCUGCGCUGUUUAUGAAAAUAAAAGCAUUUAAAUAUUUUUCCUGACACAUUUAGCUGCUUGAUGUUAGUCAGAUAACGUUUCUAUUUUCCUUCAUAAUGCCUACUGUGUGAAAAAAUUUUGAUAAAACACUUAUGAUUAGCCGCUGUUUGUUUACCUUGCUUGCGUGCGUUACCAUGAGUUCCAACACACACACACGCAUCAUGUACAUCUCAACAUGCGAAAGUGUACCUCCAUAUGUUUUCAUCGAAGUUACAAUACCCAUCCAUCUACAGAUUUUGUAAUGUAGUCAAAUGUGUAAAUAAUUAGCUGCGGUUCGCGCCUCUGCAUUUGGAUGUCUCUGGUACAAAAUCAGCUACAUGAAUGCUAAAGCUUUAGAUAAAAGUGAAACUAUCAACAAAAGCCCUACCCCUAUUAUGUUUAGAAAUACAAGCACAACCGUUUAGAGCUCAUUUCUGGUUAAUGAUGUUAGAAUUUACCCGUAUUUUGGAAUAGAUGUGUAAAUGGUCUUCUCCAGAAAAAUCCCCCACGUGCUUGCCUAUGUGAACAGCACUUUUUAUUUAUAGGUAAAGUCCUUCUGGAUAUUUACUGCUAUCACAGUGUGGAAGGGGUUAUGGCUGCUGCUUUCAAAAUUUCUGAAUAUCUUGUUUUUUCUUUAACAAAAGAAAGAAACAGCUUUGGAACACUUUUUCGGGAAUUUUUAUUUUUGGGAGAACUAGUCCUUUAAAUAAAUCAAAAACGUUACUCAAAUGUAUUAUCUGCAUUUUCUAUGUGGUUUAUAUUUCAAUAAUCAGAAUUGUCCACUCUUCUUUCUAAUUAAAGAGAAAACCUGAAAAGAAACUUUGCCAUGAGUAUCAGGACCUUGAAUCACCUUCAGGCUCUUGCGUGUGCAUGAAUGAGUGCAUUAGCAAGUAAACGGCCACUGGUGUCACUAAUAAAAAGGCCUCUGAAUUUAACAUGUAGACCUCCAAAUAUCACCUUUUUUUAUAUUCAGGGAAAAUUUAGAGGUUAAUGUUAUCUCCUGUGGGUCACGAGUUGAGUCUGUAUCUUAUCUAAUGACAUUUUCAUGAGUGAUGCUAAUAGGCUACCUUGCCGAAGCUGAGGUUGAAAAGGUUUCAGGAAAUGUCAUUUAUUAUGGGUUGCAGGCAUGCCUCAUUCAGUCCUUCAUUAAACCAGCCUCUGUAGUUACUCAUAAUUAGUUGUACUGAAGUGGCAUUCUCUAGAGUCCAAGCAAUACUCCUGUUGUCGUUUUUUUAAUGUUCUCCUCUUCUAUGAUCUAUGAUGAACAUUAAAUUUGCCAGUGCGAUAUUUACUCCUGUUGAGCCAUGUAAGAGUUGUUUACUAGCCUGAAGUAAUCUGUAAUGUUUAGUCAUAUUAAAGGAGCUGAAGGACUUGUGUAUUCAACCAUGUAAUUCAUGGAUGUACAUUCAUGCACCAAGCCUGAAGCUCAUUUUCAAAUCUGAUGACAAGCAAUCUAAAUUGGGAAGACAGGAGGCUUGGUUUAUAUUGCUCAUGCUAAUGAACUCUGCCUGGUCACCAGCAUGGCAAUUGAAAGCUGCGUUUAGAUGUUAUAGCAUGUGUGAUUGAUGCUAAAUUGGUGUUGCUGUGUGUGAAUAUUGACAACUGCAACUGAUCCUGAAUCUUUCACUGGAUUUAGCAAUGGCCUAAAGGUCUGACAGACGGAGAAAAAUCACCUUUUAAAAUGUGGACUGAAUUAAUCUUUCUUGUGUAAAUCAAAUUGGGCUAAUGGGUGAAGGAAUUCAGUCAGUAAUCCAAAUGUCAUUAGAUUAGAUUACACUGCAUGCUGUUCUGAUACCCACCACUUCUAUUAUCCAAAUGAGUGUCUCCUCGUCUGGAUUAGGGACUGUGAGGAUAUUCCUGCAGAUGGGCCUCAUAGCAGAAGAGCAGAAAACGAACAUCGCUUUUGACCCCAGCUUCAGUGCAGAUACCGUCCACCUUUACAGUCUCACGGAGCUUCACGAUGGACCUUUACGCAAACUGCAUUCGGCUGGCGGUGAGGUGCGCGGUUAAACGAGCCCUGGUGCGCCCGCGCAACACGCACUGCUGAGACGAUGAGGGGAAGGCACGAGAGGUUACGAGGAGAAAGGGUCAAUGGUAACCUCCAAAUCGAAGAGCACAGUCAACCCCGACAGCAGCCAGACGGAUACUGUUGGAAAACGACCGCUUUGCAGCCCCAGAGCUUUGCGUAGGAUCACAGUGGAGCGGUGAAGGUUUCCCCGAUGGAAUGCAGAAAAGACAGCGCAACUGCCGCAGUGAAUGAAGUUGGUUUGUUGAUCCGUUCGGAUGCUACUGACUGUGUGUUUCACCAAAAAAGAUAACGAAAUGUACCAGAAGACAACACAUCUAGGUUUCCGCGUGUGUCGGUCGGCAGUGGCUGGCUUCGGUCCUGAUCGGCGCGGGAUGGUGGAGACGUUGAGCAUCGCCGUCAUCGGAGCGCCUGGAGUCGGGAAAACUUCUAUCAUCCGUCAGUUCAUUUACAAUGACUUCUCUGAGACUUACACUCCCACCCAAACGCGAUACGUCUACAGACCCUCCGUCAUUCUUAACGGUGUGAUGUACGACCUGAAGAUUUUGGAUGUCCCGCCAAUAUCCUCCUUUCCUUCAAGCCCGAGUCAGGAGUGGCUGGACUCGCGGUGUAGAGGAGUUCGCAGCGCAAACGCAUACAUUCUGGUCUAUGACAUCUGCUGUGUGGAGAGCUUCGAGUAUGUCAAGAUGAUCCGACAGCAAAUUGUGGAUAACAGAGUGGGCAGCAGCAGUGAAGUGCCCAUCUUGGUGGUAGGCAGUAAGCGGGACCUCCAGCGGCAACGGUUCACCCAGCGCAGGGCCGUGUCUGUACUGGUAAAGAAGACCUGGAAGUGUGGUUACGUCGAGUGCUCUGCCAAAUACAAUUGGCAUGUGCUCUUGCUCUUCAAAGAGCUCCUGGGAAUAGCCGUGUCCCGAGGACUGCGCCCAAACCACACCUCCAUCCGCCUCCAGGGCGCACUGCAGAGGAAUCGCUGUACUGUCAUGUGAUGGAUAUGUAGCCUUUUAUUAAUGAAUUCUUAUUUAGGACCAGUUUGUGUUCUCAGAUUUAACUGUCUGAAACGAAACUGGUUGUGAAAAGUCAACUUUGCUGUACCACAAGGAUGGAGCUUUGAGGACAUUCUGUCAAUCAAAAUGGCUGGAAAACUACCACCUCGGGGCCUCCGUAACUGAUGCAUAUAUCUGAGGGAUUACCUUAGGUACUACUGAUUUUAUUUUUCUCUUCUUUAAAGCAGACCGAUGGAAGCAGAUAAGGAUUUUUUUCAUCUUGCCAAGUCUUUCAUGGUUAGAGUUAGAAUGGAUUGGAUUGUGUUUCUGCUUUUUGCGUUGAUUUAAAUUCAGAUGCUGUGGGUGCAUUUCAGUUUUUGAGGAUUGCUUUGGAGCAGCUUUUACACACUUUUUUAAUGAACACUUCUACUGCAUUUUAAACUGUGGGUGGAACUUCCGCUUUAGGGAACUUUAGAUCAAAAGAAAUUAUGGUCACACUUUACAAUAAGGUUUGAUUAGUUGAUUUAUUUACUAACAUGAACUAAUUAUAAACAAUAGUACAGCAUUUACUAAUUAACAUAGUUCAACAUUUACUAAUGCGUUAUUAACAUCAGGCCUGUAGCUACCCUGUUAAAAGGGUGGUUAUUUUUUCUCAAAAAGUUGAUAUUUUUGCAGUUUUUCACUUCAUUUUUUUAUUUAGUUGUGAGAUUUAAAUGCUGCAUUUUAGUGACAUUUUAAGCACUAGUUUUAGCCAAAUUAGCUUGUUGGUUGGUCAUCACAACCACACUUUUUAAUGUACCAAAAAUAUUUCCUAAAGAUUUAAAGAAAUAUGAAAAUACUUAUUUUUUUAAAUACAAAUUGAAUACAUCAUAUAUCAUUCGACAGAAAAUAGAAAUUUGUUAAGGUUUUAAAUUAAAAACUGUACCCUAUUGUCACUUAUUAGGCAAAUAACAAACUGGCCAGCUCAUUCAAGUUUCCUCACUCACACACAUGUAAACAUAAUAAGAAUGUAGAUCUCAGUGCGUCUUCUGAACCACCCGAAACCCCCCUGGUUACAGGCCUGAACAUUCAAAUUUAUUCUUGUUAACAUUAGUAAUGCACUAUGACUUAACAUAAAUUAAUUAACAUGGACAAAUACUGUAAUAAAUGUGUUGUUGAUUGUUUGUAUAUGUUAGUAAAUGUAUUAACUAGUACAAUCUUACUGUAAAGUGUUACCAAAUUUAUUCUAAGUUUGCUUGAAUAAGCUGUACAUUUUCCAUCAUACUCUAUUUUUAUCCAUCAGUACCACGUCAUUUUAAAUUCUCCGUUUAAAAUAGUCUCCCCUUCUGUUUUUCCUCUAACUAAUCCCUAUAAACAUUGUGUUUAUUUUAUUCAAUAUUUCUAGAAUAUUUUUGUAAAUAUCCAUGUUCUAGAAAGUGAUGGGAAUUCUGAUUCAUACCACUACUUGUUGCUACAGCGCUCAGCAUAACUGAGUACUCCCUAUAUUUCUCAGUGAAUAUAGGCAAUGUAUUUUGAUGCAUUUAAAAAAACAGAUAUAUUUAU